Molecule: messenger RNA, 3558 nt
Organism: Medioppia subpectinata
Lineage: Eukaryota; Metazoa; Arthropoda; Arachnida; Sarcoptiformes; Oppiidae
Source: the annotation of a GenBank genome assembly
AUGAGCCCUUUGCCAUCGACUGAUGAACAGCUCAAUGAGAGACUUCGGGAGACGAGUGAAAAGAGUGGUCGAAACGCAUGUCAAGCGAACGCGUCAUCAGUUUUCCAGUCCAUCAAAACAUUGUCUGUGAGUCAGUGUUGUGUCGGCUCUUCUCAUAUCGCACUUCUUCUUGAGGACGGACGCAUUUGUCGGGUCUCUUAUUCAGUACUUACCGAUCGGUUGGAUUUGUCGACCACUGAGUCAUCAAAAAUCGUUAAUCUGAAAGGAAGUAUUGGUAGUCAUGUGUCGAGUCUGGCCUCCAAUCAGCGGUCAAGUCCUGCGGCCCGAAGAGGGCGUAUACUGCGGACGUCGAGCAACGGGAGAGGUCGGGGCGGCGCCAGCGUUAUAAUGGGUGGACGGCCUGUAGUUCCGGCGCCCUUUGUUCCCGAAGAUCUGGUAACUCAGGCACAGGUUGUACUUCAGGGCAAAUCACGAAACCUGAUAAUCCGUGAACUGCAACGAACCAAUUUGGACGUCAAUCUCGCCGUUAAUAACCUCUUGAGUCGCGACGACGAGGACGCGGACGAUAUGGACGACAGUCAAGAGUCAUAUCUGCCGAGCGAUGACCUGAUGUCGCUAUUGGACGCCGGCAUUCACAACGAUCACGCGUCUGUCAUCAUUGACGCCGACGCCGUCUUUCCCGACGAUGUUUUCAGCUACUCAUCCAUAAGAGUUCGCUCGAGUGCUGCCAAUCGUCUGUCGGCCAGAACGGGAUCGUCUACUGUUGAGAGAGAGCGUGAGUCGAGUGCUGUUGAACGAGAUAUGUUACGAUUUGCAUCCGAGCGACAGUACCCCACAUCCAGUGCCUCGUCUUCGCGGCGAUGGCUUGAAUAUGCGUUACGAGAUUCGGGCUCUGCUUCGGAUCCAUCGAAAUGUGCGGUCACUUCUGCACCGCCCGACUCUAUCCCCACAACUCGUAAGCGUACGGACAGCUCUCAAUUGAACCCAAUCUAUGUUAGCGAACAAUUGGAGUACUGGCCGUCUGGAGACAAGAGAUUUACGCAAAUGGCUUCUUUGUAUUCGGAAUUAACGGCUAUUACAAGCACUGGACAGUUAUGUCAAUGGAAGUGGAAUGAAAGCGAGCCCUUCCGGUCUCAAACAAUUGAUGGCAUUUCUUACUUUCAUCCAAAAGUUCCAGUUUUGGGUCUCUUAACCGAAAAGAUUAUACAUUUGUCGGGCACUUGUAUUCGAGGAUCAGUGGCCACAGACAACUGCAAAGUGGCCACAUUUAUGGACGAUAGCGUGUCUCCCAUUUCCAGUAAAUUGGAGCACAGUUUGGUCUCAUUGCCCGAUACUGUGAGCAGUGACACCAAAAUAAUCUCUAUACACGUCUCGUCACUACUGUCUUGCGUAAGACUGGAUACCGGAGCGAUGUAUUGGUGGGGAAUCGCUCCCUAUUCUCACCGCAAGAAGUUAUGGGAAAAAGUGAGAGCAAAGACUAAAAAGCAGAGACAGAGCUCAUCUUCGAUAUCGAAUGAUAUUAUAACUGGCGCUCAGGUGUGUCUCCGAAACAGUCCGUCAUAUAAUUCCGGUGCCAUUGGGUUCACAACUAGUGGAGGCGUUCCCAAAGUGGGCCAACUAUUGUCUUCGGCGUGGAAUAUAACCGAUUCGUGUGCUUUCAAAAUCUUGAAUACAAUUGAAUUUAAGAGAAGUACAAGCAAUCAAAUCUCGUUUGCGGCGACCACUGCCUCCACAUCAUGUGUGGUGCGGAAUAGCGAGGCAGCCAUUAAAGAACAACAGCCUCCGAGUCCCAGUCUGUCGAAAGCGUCGUCAACCGAGCGCCUAGAGAUGCCUCCACCGCCUUCGCCCGCCUCCUCCACCUGUUCAGAGCCGGGUUGUAGUCCUUUACCCAAACGCUCAAAGCCUAGACAUAACAAUAGCAGUAAUAAUGUGUUAAACAGUAAUGAAUUCGAGAAAAUAGAAGAGAAUUGGAAUUUAAAAGACGUUAUAUUUGUUGAAGACGUUAAGAAUGUACCGAUUGGUCGCAUAUUGAAAAUCGAUGGCAAUUACGCGGCCGUGAAGUUCAAUACAGGCCGUGAACACAGUUACCAAUCGGACGGCAGUGAUGUCCAGUCGUUAUUACAAGAGUGUCGUCUUUUGCGCAAAGAUGAGCUCCAACUCGUCAAAGGGAGCACUUGUGCCAAAGUGUUUGACUGUUUUCAACGCUUGCCUAAAAAAGUACACAUUCCUGACAGCACUCAUAUCAUUGCAAUGAAUGUCAGUAAUGUUGGAAUUCAUGCUAUCGUCAAGAGUGGCACAAAACUCAAUUAUGUUGUCUUUAACAUUACGUCCGGUCGCGUCGAACAGGAGAGCCGUUUCCCUACAGACACGUCCGCCUUCUUGGGUCAGGACAUGUCACUCAUAUCGUUGCACUGUUUCGGCGAGAAUGAGAUCAUAACAAUAGUACGGGACGGCAACGGAGCCGUAUAUCCAUUGGCUAAAGAUUGUUGCGAUUCUAUUCGAGAUCCCAUUUCACUGGACAUGCCUCCCGCUCAGGCCAUCGGAAUUGGUAUUCACCCGAUACGGGACUCUAUUCCCAAUCAAAAAAAUCAAGUGGCGGUUAUUGUGUUAGCGCUUGAGAAUCAAUUACUCACUCCCGCUAUACUUAGAAGUGAUCCCGAUUUGGUUCGACUCACUCUGGCGUCGCUCGAGAAAGAGUCUGUCUCUCAACAGGUAGUGGUCAGUGAGCGCUGUGACGGCAAUCGUAAUAUCAUUCAUAUGGCUGUUUGCGCCUGUUUUCCCACUUCUAACAAGACAUAUGACUCAACUCCCGCCGAAGACUCCAACGUUGAAUCAUUUGACGCCCGAAACUCUUCUCUUCAAGACGUGAUGAGAAGAGCGUCCAAAUCAGUGUCCGGCAGAGCGAACCCUAACAGUGAGAGAAACGACGAAUUACGGGAAAGAAGUAUUGAGCCGUCGGCUGACAGCUGUGACUCAGAGUCGAACGCACCCAUAGCUAUGAUCUAUUAUCCACCAGAAGUGAGUUCGGUCUCCAAUGAGCCACUUCUCGAUCCAACAGAACAGAAACCGAUCGCUCACUCGAUUCUAUGGACUUUAUUAGACUCAGCAGUUUUGCGGCCAUUCAUGAAAGAGUUGUUGAGUUCUAAGGAUUCACAGGGAUAUACGCCAUUCAUGUUGGCUGUUAGCGGUCGGGCCUACUCUGCCGCCAAUCAUGUCAUGACAAUGGCUUUAAAGUUAGCGCAAAGGUCUUCAACUGACGCCGAAGUUCAACAAAAAGUAUUGAUGUCUAUGUUAUACCCUCGAGGCUCCAAUCCGGACGACUCUCCCCUCCACCUGCUGUGUUGUAACGACACGUGCAGUUUCACGUGGACUGGCGCUGAACACAUCAAUCAGGAUAUAUUUGAAUGCAAGACAUGUGGUCUCAUCGGUUCGCUGUGCUGUUGCACAGAAUGCGCGCGAGUCUGCCAUAAGGGCCACGACUGCAAACUCAAGCGCACGUCUCCCACAGCUUAUUGCGAUUGUUGGGAGAAAUGCAAGUGUAAGGCACUGAUCAGCGGA